AAGAGGAGUGUUCUUUCUGCUCUAGAAGGAUGCAGAACCCCUGACCUCUGUCUGGACAGUGCUGAUUGGCCCUGUGCUGGUCACAUUCACUCUCCCAGGAAGGAAAAAAAAAAACCUCUAGCAAUACACACCAAACUGAGCAUGUGCACAGUGACUCCACUCUUAUCAGGAGAAGGGGAGGAUCAGAGAACUGAGGAUCAAACAGCUUUUUUUACUCAAUGCAGAGGAUUAACCCCUUAGGUUCCACAUUGAGUAUAACAAGCAUGCAUUACUGCAUAUACAGACUGAUUUUACAGUUGUGGGUUUAGUAACACUUUUUAA
Messenger RNA from Staurois parvus, 321 nucleotides. Lineage: Eukaryota; Metazoa; Chordata; Amphibia; Anura; Ranidae. The record is from the annotation of a GenBank genome assembly.